This is a messenger RNA of Vitis riparia (riverbank grape), 4943 nucleotides long. Its product is annotated as WD repeat-containing protein 11. The record is from RefSeq and is a predicted model, not a curated record. The transcript is spliced from 20 exons. The coding region runs from base 406 to 4422 and encodes 1338 amino acids. NCBI's taxonomy places the organism in Eukaryota, Viridiplantae, Streptophyta, Magnoliopsida, Vitales, Vitaceae. Gene Ontology annotation, molecular function: protein binding. Gene Ontology annotation, cellular component: cytoplasm.
AAAUUUUAAAGAAAGGCCAUGUGAGUCAACUCGGUUGGGUUGAGAGGGGAGAUUCGGCAAAUGUAUAGCGAAAAGGAUCAAAAUCAAUUUUAGCACAUCUUAGCAUUUGAGGGACUGAUUUUAAGAACUUAGUAAACAAUUUUUUUUCUGGGUUAACUCGCUGUCUCCGAGUCCGCUCUACUGAGUUGCUAACUCACAAGUGUACAAUUUCAGACCAUCUUUCUCUCUCUCGAUCGACGGGGGAAUAGGGAGAGAAAAAGACCCAAAUUGAUUCAUAGAAACAAAGGCCCAUUUCCACUCAAAAAAUUCAAACCUUUUUCUCAGGGGCAUAUGAUCCGAUGGGAUAGAAAGUGGUAAAUACCCCAACGAUAACUGAAAUCAGCAGCAGCUGCUGUUCCAAACGCCAUGGCUCGACCACCACAUGAGUCAUGGGACUGCAUGCUUCCGGGGCCUCCCAGCCGGAACAACGGCGGAUCCGCCGACUGUCACCCCUCCGGUCUCCUCGCCUUCCCCUCCUCCAGCAGCGUCUCAGUCGUCGACUCCCGCUCAAUGCAACUCGUCUCCGUCCUCCCCAUGCCUCCUCCCACCGGCACCUCCUCCUCCAACACCAACUCCGCCGCCUCCUCCUCCUCAUCGUCUCUCUCCCCCUUCGUAACCUCUGUCCGAUGGGCUCCCUUUCCCCUCCCCCACGACCUCACUAACUACCAACACCUUCUCCUCGCCGCCGGAGACCGCCAAGGCCGCAUCGCCCUAUUCGAUUUCCGCCUCCGCUCCGUUCUCCUCUGGUUCGAGUCCGACCCCGCUUCCAAACCCGGUAUCCAGGAUCUCUGUUGGGUUCAAGGCCGAUCCGACUGGGUCCUCGCCUCUCUCUCUGGUCCUUCGCUUCUCUCUAUCUGGAACGCCUCCACCGGUCGCUGCAUCUGGAAGUACGACGUUUCGCCAGAGUUUUUCUCCUGCAUUCGCCGUGACCCUUUUGAUUCUCGGCAUUUAUGCGCAAUUGGGCUUAAAGGGUUUCUGCUAUCCAUCAAAGUUCUUGGGGAUACCGAGGAUGAUGUUGUGAUCAAGGAGUUUCAUAUUCCGAACGAUUCCUCGGAGUUGCAGAAGCUGGAGAGGGACGCCUCCGGCACAGCUGCUUCGUCACCGGCAUUGGCGGUAUUUCCUCUUUACAUUGUGCGUUUCAGUUUUUCUCCGCUGUGGAAGCACAUUUUGUUUGUGGCAUUUCCUAGAGAGUUGAUCGUGUUUGAUUUGCAAUAUGAGACGUCACUUUUUGCCGCGGCUCUGCCUCGCGGGUGCGGCAAGUUUCUGGAUGUCUUGCCGGAUCCGAAUAACGAGUUGCUGUAUUGUGCCCAUCUUGAUGGGAGGCUUAGCACUUGGCGACGGAAAGAAGGAGAACAGGUGCAUGUGAUGUGUACCAUGGAAGAGUUGAUGCCCUCAAUCGGUACUCCUGUGCCUUCUCCUUCCAUUCUUGCUGUCGUUAUAUGCAAGUCAGAUUCAACCCUCCAAUGUGUUGGCAACCUUUAUUCUUCUGGAUCUUGUAGUUCUUCUUUUGAUAUGGACUUCGAUAAUCCUUUUGAUUUUUGUGAUGAAUCAUUUUAUGUUUCCAAGACACAUUUGAUCUCCAUUUCUGAUGAUGGGAAAAUAUGGAACUGGCUUCUGACUUCUGAGGGGACUGAAGACACUCAUAAGGAGGCUACAAAUGUGGGCAAGGGUGCUGAUGUUGGUGAAGGGCCCGUUUCAGGGACAAAUACCAACAAUAUUGAUGGAACGGCAGACUUGGUUAAACAACCAGACUGUGUGACCAGCAUCAGAAGCCGCUCAUCUAACUCAACUCUAAACCAGGCAGAUCUGUCACCCAAGAUCAGCCUAGUUGGACAGCUUCAGCUUCUUUCUUCGACAGCAACCAUGCUGGCUGUACCAUCCCCUUCUUUAACAGCCACUUUGGCCCGAGGGGGAAACAGUCCUGCUGUAGCAGUUCCACUGGUUGCUUUGGGAACUCAAAGUGGGACAAUUGAUGUCAUUGAUGUUUCAGCCAAUGCAGUUGCUGCAAGCUUCUCCGUUCAUAACAGUACUGUUAGGGGAUUGCGGUGGCUUGGAAAUUCUAGAUUGGUCUCAUUCUCUUAUGCUCAGGUGAAUGAAAAAACUGGAGGCUACAUUAAUAGGCUUGUUGUGACAUGUGUUAGAAGUGGCCUUAAUCGAAAAUUUCGGGUUUUGCAAAAGCCAGAACGAGCUCCUAUAAGAGCUUUAAGGACUUCCUCUUCUGGAAGGUAUCUUUUAAUUUUGUUUCGUGAUGCACCUGUGGAGGUGUGGGCAAUGACGAAGAGUCCCAUUAUGCUUAGAUCGUUAGCUCUUCCAUUCACAGUAUUGGAAUGGACUCUUCCAACAGCACCACGGCCAGUUCAGAAUGGACCUUCUAGGCAAGCAUCAUCUUCCAGAGAUCGUACAUCUGUGGCUCCAGCAGAGGCUUCUUCCCCCAAAACAGCAUCUUCAACAGAUUCUAAGGCAGCGAGCACAGAUGAACCUCAAGAUGACACCUCUGAAAGUUUUGCAUUUGCGCUAGUAAAUGGUGCUCUUGGAGUUUUUGAGGUUCAUGGACGAAGGAUCCGAGACUUCAGACCAAAAUGGCCUUCUUCUUCAUUUGUUUCAUCUGAUGGAUUGAUUACAGCCAUGGCUUACCGCGUGCCUCAUGUAGUUAUGGGGGACAGAUCAGGAAACAUACGGUGGUGGGAUGUAACAACCGGACAGUCUUCUUCAUUUAACACCCACAGAGAAGGAAUCCGGAGAAUAAAAUUCUCGCCAGUUGUUGCCGGAGACCGUAGCCGAGGGCGUAUUGCUGUACUAUUUUAUGACAAUACAUUCUCUAUUUUUGAUCUUGAUUCACAGGACCCAUUAGCCAAUUCUCUCCUGCAACCACAGUUUCCUGGAACCCUUGUAUUGGAACUUGACUGGUUGCCCCUUCGAACUGAUAAAAAUGAUCCUCUGGUAUUGUGCAUUGCAGGGGCUGAUAGUAGCUUUCGACUUGUUGAGGUUAAUAUAAAUGACAAAAAAACUAGCUAUGGGCCCCAUCCUAGAGCUAUUAAAGAGAGAUUCCGGCCAAUGCCUCUAUGUUCUCCCAUACUGCUUCCUACGCCACAUGCUGUGGCACUGCGGAUGAUCUUGCAAUUGGGGGUAAAGCCACAUUGGUUCAAUACAUGCAGCACAACUAAGGAUAAGAGACACCACCUGAUUCCAGGAACUGCUUCAGGUGCAGGAGAUCUCCGCAGUUAUAUGAUUGAUUCACCACCUGUUGGUGACUCUGUGGUGCCAGAGAUGCUUCUUAAGGUGUUAGAACCUUACAGAAAAGAAGGCUCCAUACUUGAUGAUGAGAGGGCAAGACUAUAUGCUGCUGUGGUGAAAAAAGGUUCUGCUGUGAGGUUUGCCUUUGCAGCUGCUAUCUUUGGUGAUUCCUUAGAAGCAAUUUUUUGGUUACAGUUGCGUCAUGCUGUUAACCAUUUAAUGAAUAAGUUAAUUAACAAGUCUCCACAGAAGGCCUCUGUACAAGCAUCAAUUUCAGAGCUUGAUGAUGCAUCUAUACUGAGUAGGAUAACAUCAAAGGGGAAGUCAAUUUCAGGUGCAAGGAAGAGGGAUGCACUGCAGGAUUGUGGUCAACUUAAGUUGAUGACCUUUGAACAAGAAGAGUUGUGGGAAACUGCUAAUGAGCGGAUUACUUGGCAUGAGAAACUGGAGGGAGCAGAGGCUAUUCAGAACCGUGUACAUGAGCUUGUGUCAGUUGGGAAUUUAGAAACUGCUGUUAGUAUACUGCUUUCCACUCCUCCAGAGAGCCCUUACUUCUCUACAAAUGCACUGCGUGCAGUUGCUCUUUCCUCUGCUGUGUCAAGGUCACUGCUUGAGCUUGCAGUUAAGGUUGUUGCUGCCAAUAUGGUCAGGAUUGACAAGUCAUUGUCAGGGACUCAUCUUCUCUGUGCUGUUGGAAGGUAUCAAGAAGCUUGUUCUCAGCUACAAGAUGCCGGAUGCUGGACAGAUGCUGCAACUUUAGCUGCUACACAUUUAAAGGGAUCUGAUUAUGCAAGGGUGUUGCAAAGAUGGGCGGACCAUGUCCUUCACACUGAACACAACAUCUGGAGGGCUCUGAUUUUGUACGUUGCAGCUGGUGCAUUGCAAGAGGCAUUGGCUGCACUUCGCGAGGCAAAGCUACCAGAUACAGCUGCCAUGUUCAUAGUUGCAUGCCGUGAAAUCCAUGCAGAAAUCAUCUCCAAUCUGGGAGAUUCAGAUGAUGAAUCGAAGUCUUCAACCAAGGCUCAGCAGCUUAACUUGCCUGGUUUGGACCCAGAGAACGAAGAUGUGAUUGCAGUUGGUGAAUUUUAUGAGCAGUACCAAAGAAAACUAGUGCAUUUGUGCAUGGACUCACAGCCAUCCUUUGACUGAGCAACAUGGCUUUGUCAGAUGCUGAGACAUCUCUGUUUUUGCAUGGAAAACUGGUCAAUUUAUUAUCCGAGACCAACCAUCCAUGGCAAUCCGAAGAGAGGCUGUUUAUGAUUCAAAGCUCUUUUUCCGGACGCAGAGGUAGAAAUUGUUGUGAUACUAAUACUUGGGAGAAUUGGAAUGUAGGAUGCAUUUGAGCAAGUUGUGGAGAGGAGUAUCUGUGUUGGUCACAGCAACUCUUGGAAAUUCUGAAUCUGCUGUGUUGUAUCCAUUUUUGAAAGAACGAUUCCUGCAAAGUUUGUUUUUGAAAACGUGAAGUGCGACUGCAAGGCUGUUAAUGUUGUAUGGUGGCUCAAAAAUUUUGUGUUUCAUUCAUAUGGAAGAAAUGUUGUCAACACUAUGAUUGUAAUUUUAUUUUCAAAAUAUUCAAAUUGCAUUCUUUUGAAGGAGAUAGGAUAUGGCAUAUUUCUAUGUGUAUAACUUCAAAAUUUGAGCAUAUUAUAUAGCACAUGAUCGGGAAUAAA